AUGACCGCGGUGCUGGGCACCGCCAGCGGCCAGCUGCCGAAGAUCCCAGUGGGGGCCUCGCUGUAUCCCGCAUGGACCGUGGAGCAGCGGAAGUUUCCACUUCUGACGGCGGCCGGAGGAGAGAUGACUCCUUCAACUGAGACCGUGGUGGGUAUUCCAUUGGGCCAGCAGGAGCGGCAAGCGCAAGAUGAGGGCUAUUACAUGGACGACCCCUUCCUUUGGUAUGGAGCUGGGUACAUCUGGUAUGGCGGCGACGGCUUGGGCGGCGGUUUCCACGGGCAUCAGUCCGACUACGCCCGGCCAGCUCAGUGCGGCUUGAGCCCAGAAAAGCGCUUCAGCUUCUACGACCACGUGCAUACCACCGGUAUGGACUUGAAGCAGCCCCUGCUUUGCACAGCAGCGCUUACCUUGAGCAAGGACAUGACGCUCCGCGACUAUGCGCAGGGUGCCUACCGGAUGCGUGGCAUAGGCCGGGGGCAGCGCAUCGAGCUGCUGGUGACCCCAGAGGUGCGAGCGCUGAUGAACAAGUCUCUCAGCCAAGUGGAGCAAACCUCGGAGGAGGCGCGGGCAGCGAGCCUGCAGGCGCUUCGCAGGAAGCCUGAGGCCUUCCUGCAAGCGACGCUGGUGGACGCACUGUGCUGGCUGGUGCUGAACGGCCUAAAUGCGGAGGCCCGGAAGCGGCAGCUGCUGCGGCAGCAAGACCUCCACAACAUUUGGCGCUCCGCGGCCUGUCGUUGCCUGGAGAUCGGGACCGAGGACCUGGCGCUUUGGCUUGGCAAGGCGCGCACCAAAAUCGCCUUGGCCGAGCUGGUGGUGUCGCUGGACUUCAGCGUCUCGGACCAGCGGUCCGGCGAAGUGAGGUGUCAUCCAGCGCCUGCGCCGCACUGCGGCGCGGCACGUCAGCAAGGGCGCUCUUGGCCACAGCGUCUGGAACGGCGAGGCAGCGCGUGA
This is a messenger RNA of Effrenium voratum, 951 nucleotides long. Lineage: Eukaryota; Dinophyceae; Suessiales; Symbiodiniaceae. The record is from the annotation of a GenBank genome assembly.